Molecule: messenger RNA, 863 nt
Organism: Archocentrus centrarchus (flier cichlid)
Lineage: Eukaryota; Metazoa; Chordata; Actinopteri; Cichliformes; Cichlidae
Product: sperm-associated antigen 16 protein-like
Exons: 2
Coding region: 39-770 (243 amino acids)
Biological process (GO): axoneme assembly
Cellular component (GO): axonemal central apparatus
Source: RefSeq, a predicted model, not a curated record
AACAUCAAGUUUUCGGUCGCUGGGUUCAAAACGAGGCAAUGGAUGCUGGUUGGAAAAAUGCAGAAAAGAGGGGCGACGAAGUGCCGGCUGACAGUGACGACGGCUUUAAAUGUGAAGAGGUUUCUGUAGAAGACGAAUGUAGUUUAAGGGAAGGAGAAGAAGACUUGGAAGCAACGGUGAAAGCCAUAUGGGACCGGGCAGAAGGCAGUGCAAGGCCCAGGGCAGCAAACAGCACAUCCAAGCCACCAGCCCUGGUUGACUUUUUAAGCAACUUUCUCUUCCAAAUGGGCAUGACAGAAACGCUCGAUUGUUUCCAGACUGAGUGGAGCGAGAUGAUGCAGAAAGGACUGUUGGACGCAGAUGCUCUCAGAGUGACACCAGACGUGUAUAUUGAAAACCAGCGUCUGGAAAACGAGCUGAGAACCGCUCGGAGGGAGAUGGAGGAGUACAGGUGUGCAGCCUCUGCAGCAGCCGGGACUCUGGGAAGAGUGCAGAAAACCAGAGACUUCCACCGGAUGCAACAUAAGCAGGUUGUCCAGGAGAGAAACAGGCUCAUCGAGGAGUUGAGAAAAGUCAAGGCGCAGUGCAACAGCUACGAACCCGCACUUAAGCGGAUGAAUGAGAAAUACCAAGCUGUUUUAAAGCAGGUAAUGCUGGCGGCUUCGGAGAGGGACCAAGCCCACCACGACACCCUCUGUGAGGGGGGACAGCUGGGUGUCGGAGAGACAGCCCCUCCAGUCAUACAGCCGAGACCUCCAGCUUCUCAAUAGAUGCCCUCAAAGCUGUCUCCGUGGUGAAGGUGAGGUUCAGCAUGUGUUUUCUUCCCCUAGAAGAAGAAAAUAUAAAAAUAAAGCCAACUUAAU